AUAAUCUUAAUGAAAAGCGUCGAUUGCAUCGUCAUGACAUAUCACGAAUAUUUUCAUAAAUAAACGGAACUUUCAACUGAUUUGUAUUUGAAUUUACAAAUCAAAUUCGCCCCAGCAUAGCCCUGCAUUCUUUCCGUGUCACACGAUAUGACCGAUGCGAAUACGCAGUGUAUCAUUUUUGACAGUCAGCUGUUGUUUACACCGGUUCUUCUGACAUGUAUAUGGGAAGAAACAUCAAAAAAGAAAACAUCAAAACAGUCUACGCAAUAUUGUGCACUUUUUUCUACCGAUACGACAAGAAGUAUCAUUGCGAGGAAGCAAUCGGUAGCUUUCGAGCUACGCCGGAAGUGAUUUUGUGGACGCUGUGAGCAUGUUUAAGUUGUUACUGUCCCCACAUCGACAAAGCUGCUGGCAGGGAUUGUUACGAUCUUCCCCAUACAGUGUGGAUAGUAAGCAUGUACUGGUACGAAAAGCGAUUCAAUCGUUCGGUACCGGACGGUCCGGAUUACUGCAACCUUUUCGCAACACUACCCAGCGUGCCGUGCGCCAUUCGCAUACGGUUACAAAAACGGGCAGCCAAGUUGGUGGUCGACUGAUAAAAGUGCUGCUUGGUGGAACUGCAAUAAGUUUCACACUUGGCUAUCAGUACCGAAAGCUGUUUGUGCACUGUGAAGCGUCCGUAAAUCGGUUGGCCGGUCAGCGAAGUGUGCUGGACGAUGGGACGGUGCGGUUCGAUUGGUGGAAAUUUUGGCGCUACCUGAAGCAUCAUUUAGGAAAGCUGAUUGGUGCAGUUUUGGCUGCUCUCGCCGUAGCGUAUUUCAACAUUCAAAUACCAAAUCUGCUUGGUGUGAUCGUAAACAAGCUUGCCCGUUACGCUGGAAGUAGCCUGAAGGAUAUUAACACUGCAAGCUUCUUUCGCGACAUGCGAGGUCCAGCACUGCAGCUGUUUGCGAUGUAUUUGGCCCAGUCUGGGUUCACCUUCCUGUACAUUCUACUGCUCAGCCAGAUCGGUGAACAGAUGGCAGCCACCAUACGGCAGGAUUUGUUCAAGCAAAUCAUCAUACAGGAUCUGGAAUUUUUCGACCACAACCGUACGGGCGAACUGGUAAACCGCCUGACGGCGGAUGUACAAGAUUUUAAAUCCAGCUUUAAGCAGUGCAUUUCGCAAGGAUUGAGAAGCUUUGCCCAGCUCGUCGGUGGAGGCAUUUCGCUGUUCUGGAUUUCGCCCCAGUUGGCCAGCAUUGCGCUCGUAUCGGUUCCAUUAGCGGUCGGAAUGUUUUCCCUGCUCGGCCGUUCAUUGCGCCAUCUAAGCAAAAAGUCCCAGGCCCAGUCAGAACGGGCUACCUCGGUGAGUGAGGAAGCGCUGUCGAACAUACGGACAGUGCGAGCCAGUGCUAGCGAGUACAGCGAGGUGGAACUGUUCCGUGCCGAGACGGAAAAGUCGGCCGUGAUCUCUCAGCAGCUUGGAGCGGGAAUUGCCGUAUUUCAGGCGCUAAGCAACCUGUGCCUUAACGGAAUGGUACUGACCACGCUGCUUCUCGGUGGUCACUUUAUGUCGGCAAAUUCCAUCAGUGCCGGUGAUUUGAUGGCCUUCCUGGUGGCGGCCCAAGGUGUGCAGCGUUCACUCGCCCAAGGUUCCAUUCUGCUCGGUUCGGUAAUUCGUGGCAUGACGGCCGGUGCUCGUGUGUUUGAGUUUCUUAGCCUAGAACCAAGGGUGGACUUGAAGCAUGGGUUAAUCAUCCCGGAGAGCAAUUUGCAAGGAGAAAUACGUUUCGAAGCAGUACAGUUCGUGUAUCCGACUCGACCCAACCAGCGGGUGCUGAAGGAUUUCAAUCUUGUGCUUCGUCCCGGUCAAACGGUGGCACUGGUCGGAGCUAGUGGCAGUGGAAAAUCUACCGUCGCCGCACUGCUGGAACGUUUCUACGAACCGACGGCGGGUCGCAUUACGAUAGAUGGUUACGAGUUGGGCCACCUUUCACCCAGCUGGCUACGGGGCGAGCUUAUCGGCUUUAUCGAACAGCAGCCCGUACUGUUCGGCACAACCAUUUACGAAAACAUUCGCUACGGUCGACCGAAUGCUACCCGGGAAGAGGUGAUGGAAGCUGCAAAAAUGUCCCAAUCGCACGAGUUCGUUAGCCGGUUGCCGGACGGGUACGAUACGAUGGUGGGUGAGCGUGGAAUUCAACUGAGCGGUGGCCAGCGGCAAAGGAUUGCAAUAGCGCGAGCGUUACUAAAGCAACCGACGAUUCUUAUUCUGGAUGAAGCGACCAGCGCACUCGAUGCGGCUAGUGAAGCGGUCGUACAGAGUGCGCUCGAUGCGGCCGUACUCGAUCGAACGACGCUGAUCAUUGCACACCGGUUGUCAACGAUUCGUAAUGCGGACGUGAUCGUGGUGCUGGACCAGGGCCAGAUUGUUGAGGUGGGCACACAUGACAGUUUGAUAAGGGCGCAGGGUUACUAUUACGAGCUGGUGAAGCAACAGGAACGACAACAGCGACAAGAGCAAGAUUCGCGGUCAUAUGGAUAAAGUAGAGAAAUCCUUUGGGAAGAAUCGUGUCUGUUACGUUGGUUUAGGGAUUUAGUUGUUACGAAGAAAUUCAUCAAGCUAGGGGCUUAGAAAAUUGGUCUGCAAAGCUACACAAAAAAGACAAUUAAUGAAAAUAAAGCAAUUUAGGGGCUAUUUAUUCAGUGGAAAAAUAA
This is a messenger RNA of Anopheles funestus (African malaria mosquito), 2700 nucleotides long. Its product is annotated as mitochondrial potassium channel ATP-binding subunit. Gene Ontology annotation, biological process: transmembrane transport. The record is from RefSeq and is a predicted model, not a curated record. Gene Ontology annotation, molecular function: ABC-type oligopeptide transporter activity; ATP hydrolysis activity; ATP binding. The transcript has 4 exons. Gene Ontology annotation, cellular component: membrane. Lineage: Eukaryota; Metazoa; Arthropoda; Insecta; Diptera; Culicidae. The coding region runs from base 371 to 2527 and encodes 718 amino acids.